Messenger RNA from Funneliformis geosporum, 243 nucleotides. The record is from the annotation of a GenBank genome assembly. NCBI's taxonomy places the organism in Eukaryota, Fungi, Glomeromycota, Glomeromycetes, Glomerales, Glomeraceae.
GUUCGAGAACAAUACAAUGAAUGGAUGUCUGAUGAAGUGCAUGAAUUAACACCAGCUGGUAGAAUUAAAAAACCAGCAUAUAGUAAAGUUGCACAAUGGGUUAAAGUAGCAUGGGAAAGUAUUAAUGUAAUAAAAAUUAAAAAUUCAUUUAAAUGCUGUGGCAUUUCUGUGGAAAAAGAUGGUACUGAAGAUGAUUAUAUUUUUGAUUAUGAUUUGUUAAAAGAUAAUGUUGAAAAUGAACCU